Oryza brachyantha (malo sina) is the source of this 2027-nucleotide messenger RNA. RefSeq lists its product as uncharacterized. Gene Ontology annotation, biological process: intracellular transport. NCBI's taxonomy places the organism in Eukaryota, Viridiplantae, Streptophyta, Magnoliopsida, Poales, Poaceae. The coding region runs from base 344 to 1546 and encodes 400 amino acids. The record is from RefSeq and is a predicted model, not a curated record. The transcript is spliced from 10 exons.
CCACCUCCCCCGUCCCGCUCCCCGCCACCGCCGCCGCGCGCGCAGCGUACGCCGUCGCCUCGCCUACACGUGGCCCCAAGACGUGGGUCGGAAAAAGGAGAUCGGCUCUCGCUGCUCUCCGCUCUUUCUUCCACCAGCCACCGUCUCCUGCCAAGAAGCAAAAGCUUUUGAAGGAGUUCGAAUCCGCUUCUGCCUUGGGGUUUGAGCUAGCGCUCCAAAUCCAAAUCCGCUUCCUACCCGCGCGCGGCGACCCCUCUACUACUUUGCCUCUGCUACCGCUGCAGCGCCCCCACGCCCUGCUGCUCUGCGAUUUGUUAGGGUUUCGGGAGCUCGGGGCCACGUCAUGGCGACGCGGGGAGCAAAGCGCGCCGCCACCUCUGACCCCGCGAAUCCCGAGCUACCAAGUAAGAGAGUAAUGGACGGACCCUCUUUUGAUGUUCACAGGGCGGAGUCUUCCCAUCAACAUAUGAUGGCAGGACCCGCUACUUUAGAUCCUCAGCGGGCUGAAACUGCAAGCAAGCAUGUGAGAGCUCUCAAUACCCAGUUUGCUAGCUGGGUACAAUCACAGUUGCAAAAUCACCCAGCCGAACUUUGGGAGGAUGGAAUGAAGGACUACCUAUCCCAUGCUUCUGAAAUAAUGGACAAAUUCAAGGAUGUUGUCAAUUGGCUUAGGCAAAAUAAAACAGGUUCAGCAGCUCUGUUGUCCCCAAGUACACCAAAUGAUGACAAGACUACUUCGCCAGCAACUGUAGACAGCAAGUUUAUGGUACAACCAAGUUCAGAUAAUGGACAGAAAGUUCCAGUUACAGUAGUUAGCUCUCCAGCUUUUCAGAAUUCCAGCUCACCGAACUUGUUUUCGUCUUCUAAUGAAAAAACGCCAGUUUUUACUGGCAUUUUUGGUGGCAACAAAAACAUGCCCGGUGAUAGCAACAAACCAACUUUCCAGUUUGGUGCAAAUAAUGGCUUUUCAACACCAAGCACGCCACCCAUUUUUUCUACUUCAGGUGCCCAGAGUUUUAGCAUGCCAACCCAGACACUGUUCUCAGUUAACCAACAGCCGGUUGUCUCAGGAAUCAAAAAUACUGCCGAAGCUUCAGCUGAUGCAGAUGAAGAUGCAGAACCUGAGCAACCGAGCAGCCCUUCUGUAAAGAAGGCAGAAGAGCAAGGAAUCAUUGUUGUUCAUGAAGCCAAAUGCAAGGUCUAUGUUAAGCAUGAUGAUGCUAGCAAAGGUUGGAAAGAUAUUGGUGUUGGGCAGCUCAACAUCAGGUGUAAAGAAGGAGCUGAGAGAGCCUCCAAAGAGUCCAGUCCAACCAUUGUUAUUAGAAAUGACGUGGGAAAAAUUCUUCUGAAUGCUCUGAUCUACAAGGGGAUAAAGAUGAAUGUUCAGAAGAACACAGUAGCUUCGAUAUUUCAUACCUCAGAUGCACAGUCAAGCGAAUCAGUCAAUGCCACUGUUGUAGCUCGAACAUACUUGUUCCGAUUGAAAAAUGAGGACGAGGCUACAAAGUUGUCGGCUGCAAUUAAGGAGAACGCGCCAUCAGAAUGAUUCCUCUAUGGGUUAAACCCUAACCAGUGCUUGGGCCAAAGGAUUCCUUGCACAGCUUUUUGCCCUCCCAAUUGCAGCAGAGUACACGGGGAUAAAAAUCCGUGAUGCUUCUGAGCUGGCCGGCCAUGUAUCACCAAUUUUCCUGGCGUUGUAUCGUCCUAAUUUGACACUGCUAAGGCUAUGAGAUUAUCACCUGAGUGCUGAGGGAGGCAUGGCUUAAAUUAUAGUAGAUGGUUGAACACCUGCUUGCUGCUAGCCUAGUCUUUAGACUUUGUGCAAUCAAUAUAUAUUUAUUGCAAACACAUUCUCCGGUCUGAAACCUCGGGGUAUGCCGUUCAAUUUUUGUAUCAUUUCUUGAUAUUUUCUUUUUGCCCCCAAGGAUAGCUGGUAGACUUGUACUUGAUGGCUAACGUAUCUCAAGCAAGGAUCAGAUAAACUGGUUUUUGAAAAUGGCCUACCGUGGUACCAUCAUGUUUUAAUC